Molecule: messenger RNA, 3786 nt
Organism: Emericellopsis cladophorae
Lineage: Eukaryota; Fungi; Ascomycota; Sordariomycetes; Hypocreales; Bionectriaceae
Product: Ribosomal RNA-processing protein-like protein
Exons: 2
Coding region: 1-3786 (1261 amino acids)
Source: RefSeq, a predicted model, not a curated record
AUGGCCACCAACCAGGGGCCAACGCUGGAGGAGAAGCUGGACAAGAUCAAGUCUCCUGGUCUCCAGAGCCAGUCGACUAAUGUCCUCGCUCUUCAAUCCGUAGAAUCCACCAUCAAAGAGCAGAAGCUGCGUCCCGACUCGAAUACAUACUUCUCUGCUAUCCUUGGCGUCCUGCGCAGUCUGAUUGGAAACGGAGAGAAUGUCGACACCAAGAAGAUCCAGCCCUUCGUCUACCUUCUCGAUGUGGUAACGCCAUACGCACCCGAGGCACUCCUGCGCUCGCGCUUCACACAGGUCUUUGAGCUGCUCGUCCCCGUCCUCAGUAUCCAGGAAGCCGAGGCCAGCUUGCUCAGGGCAUCACUGGGAUGUCUUGAAUCGCUCCUUGUCGUCCAGGAUGCGCGGUCCUGGGAGCUUCCGCAAACAUCGCCCAGUCCCCGACGAGGUGUCACAGGGCUUCUGACCUUCUCUCUCGACCCCCGACCUAAGAUCCGCCGACGGGCCCAAGAUGCGAUCAAAAAGGUGCUCCGCAACCCGCCGCCAAGCCCAUCUCUCGACCACCCUGCUGCCGACCUCAUUGCCCACUGGGCUGCCCAGCACCUCGAGGAAUUGGUCAAGGAGCGCAAGGGCCGCAAAGGCGACGCUGGCAACGACCCGGCCAUGAUCCACGGACUACAGCUCGUCAAGACGGUAGCUGUGGCGAGUGGAGGCUGGCCCAGCAAGGAAAUUGAGUCCCUGUGCGAGAUGCUGCUGGGAAUCGCCAAGACCGGAAACGAGUAUAUGACAAUGGCCGUGUUCGAGAUCUUUGAGGAGAUCUUUGAGGGCAUGACGGAUGAGGUCUCCUCCGCCAAGCUGCCUCGACUGAUGGACAUUAUCUCGCAGCUGCGACCUGCCGACAACGACACACAGCUUGUGCCCCCGUGGGUGGCCAUCCUCUCCCGCGGGUAUGAAGUCUCCGCCCGCAUUGAGCCCGACGAUACUUUCCAGAAGCUACCCGAAAUAUUCGCCAUGGUGUCCCGCUUCCUCGGGUCGCCAUCAGAGAACAUCCGCAUCUCCGCCUCCGAGUGCCUGGCCUCGUUCAUGGCCAACUGUGUCCCCGAAUCCGUCAUUCUCGACGCCUCCAUCUACGACGAGAAGACCAUUGAGAAGAUCGCCAAGACGGCCGAGUCCCUCCUGACCGUGCAGUAUCAGGCCGCCUGGCUGCAGACCUUCCACGUGCUCGGCGCCAUGUUCGACGCACUGCGGUGGCGAUCCGCGCCCAGCCUGCUCAACGUCACCAAGGUUGUUUGCGAGAUUCGCGACAGCCCCUCGUUCCGGAGCAAGAAGGAGGCCGACACUGUGCUUGGAAAGGCCAUCCGCGCUAUGGGCCCCGAGACUGUCCUGACGAUUCUGCCGCUCAACCUCGACACCACCUCAGGGGGGCCCACUGCGCGCGCGUGGAUGAUGCCGGUCCUGCGCGACUACGUGAGCAACACGAACCUCUCCUACUUCAAGAAUCAGCUGGUACCCCUGAGCAACCAGCUACACCAGAUGGCUCUUGUCCGCGCCAAGGCCGACAAGGGCAUGGAGGCCAAGAUCUACGAGACUCUCGUACAGCAAGUCUGGGAGACGCUCCCUGGGUUCUGCGACCUUCCCCUCGACUUGCCUGAGGCGUUCGACCAAUCAUUCGGUGAGACGUUGGGCACCGUUCUGUACGAGCGCGAGGGUCUCCGUCUGGUCGUCUGUCGCGCACUCAAGGUCCUGGUCGAGUCGAACAAGGCCAUCGCCACCGACGACGAGGGCGAGGAAAACCUCGUGCUCCAGCACAGAAUCACCCGCCAGGCGGCCAAAGAGAAUCUCACGAUCCUGGGCGGACUAGGCGAGAAUGUCCUGCCCGUGCUCUUCAACAUCUACACCGAGACCCUCCCGCAGAGCCGCGGGCCCAUUCUCCAGACAAUCGACGCCUUCCUGAGCAUCACCCCCGUCGCCAAGGUCACGUCCACCUUUGACGGCAUCUGCCAGAUGCUGGCUGGCGAGCUCCAGAAGCAGCCGGCCGAGAAGGACAAGAGUCAGCAGCAAGCCAAGGGCAAGGACCACAUGCCCUCCGCUGCGCAGGCCCUCAUGGACCUCGUCAUUACGAUUGCCAUCUACCUGCCCAGGGAGAGCUUCGGUGCUCUGUUUGAGAUUGCCAGCAUUGUCAUCAACCGCCAAGCCGAGCCCCAGCUCCAGAAGAAGGCCUACAAGCUCAUCCCGCGACUCGUCGAGUCUGAGACCGGUAAGGCCGCCCUAAAGGAGCGCUCCGCCGAGCUGCAGCAGCUCCUCGUCUCGAGCAAGGAGACAGUCUCGUCGCCCGCCCGCCGCGAGCGUCUGGCCGCCAUCUCAGCCCUCCUCCUCUUCAUCCCCGACGACAGCCUGCACUUUAUCCCGACCGUCCUCGAGGAGGUCGUCAUGUGCUGCAAGGAGAACAACGAGAGCGCCCGCGAGCGAGCCUACGAGCUCCUCGUGCAGAUGGGCCAACGCAUGAUCGACGCCCACGGCACCACCAUUGACCGCACCAAGAUCCCCAAGAUGGGGCCCGACGCGCCCCCGGCCCAGGCCAGCAUUGACGAGUACCUCGUGAUGAUGAACGCCGGUCUCAUGGGCGACAGCGCCACGUCCAUCUCCGCCUGCAUCACGGCGCUCUCGCGCGUCCUCUUUGCAUUCCGCAACGAGCUGCAAAAGGAGUCCAUCGCCGAGCUCGUCUCGACCAUGGACAUCUUUCUAACUCACAAGAACAGAGAGAUUGUCAAGUCGUGUCUCGGCUUUGUCAAGACGUGCGUCAUCAGCCUGCCCGUCGAAAUUGUCAUGCCGCGCCUGUCCACGCUCGUGCCUAACCUCAUCGUCUGGAGCCACGAGCACAAGGGCCACUUCAAGUCCAAGGUCAAGAACAUUCUCGAGCGCAUGAUCCGCCGCUUUGGCUUUGACAAUGUGAACAACCACUGCCCCGAGGCGGACAAGAAGCUGCUCACCAACAUCCGCAAAACCAAGGAGCGCGCCAAGCGGAAGAAGGACGCCGCCAAGCAGUCCCGGGACGGCGGCGACAAGGAGGAGCAGGACGACAGCGAGAACGAGGGCAAGGGCGGUCAGUAUGACGAUGCCUACGACCAGGCACUGUACAGCAGCGACUCAGACUCAGGGUCCGAUGACGAGGAUGACGACGACAACGACAACGAGGCCGCCGCGCCACGGGCUAGGAAGCCGCAAAAGGGCGGCAAGACCUACAUUGUCGAGGAUGAGGACGAACCCCUCGAUCUCCUCGACAAGACCGCCCUCGCCAACAUCUCCUCCGUCAAACCAUCCAAGAUGCGCCGUCCCACAAAGUCCAAGGUCAAGGUCGACCUGGACGGCAAGCUCAUCCUCGGGGGUGGCGACGGCGAUGACGCCAUGGACGUGGACGGCGAGGCGACGCAGCCCGAGAACUCGGGCGUGGGCGCCUAUGUUGCUGCGCUCAAGGGCAAGGACGUCGCGACGCGGGGCCGAGGUGGCAAGCUCAAGUUCUCCAACAAGCGGCGAGGACCCGACGACGACGAGGAGGUCGAGAUGGACGAGGCGGACGCCGUCGCCGUCAAGAACAAGAUGAGUCCUCGUGGGGGCAGCAAGUUCCGCGGACGAGGAGGGCCUGGGAGUGGUGGUCGUGGAGGACGAGGAGGAGCAGGACACGGAGGUCGGAAUGGCAAGGGUGGCAUUGCUGCUGGGAGGAGAGGUCUUGGUGUCGAGAAGAAGAAGGGACACUCGCCCGGUGGUGUUGGAAAGCCGAGGGGUAGGAGAUGA